AUGGCUCAACCAGACUAUCAACCCCAUCAACCAAGGGAAUGGACACUCGAUGAUGAGAUCAAAUUAUUCAAUCUAAUCUGUGAUUACAAACCAGCAGGUAAGAAUAAACACAAGAACAUGGUUUCCAUAAUAGACAAAAUAAACCAUAAGUUACGAGAUGAGGAGAAGCCAUAUACAGCAUCUGAUAUAUGGGAUAAAUUAUCUACGCUAUAUGAUUUGAAACGAAUAGAUUAUUUAGAGGAUUAUAAAGAUACUGAUGAUGAAAAUGAUGUAGAUGCCAAAAAGAAACGUGAGGAACAAGAGGCUGGAAAUAAGGAAGAAUCCAUCGAGGUGGACGAAGAGGACGAGAAUCACAAGGGAGAAGAAGAAAAAGAAGAAGGGGCAAAAGAUGUGAAAGAAGAAAAUGAAGUGAAAGGUGAAGAUAAAGAAAUCAAAAAGGAGCAAGAACGAAACAUUGAGGAUGAACAGAAAAUCGAGGAAGAAGAGGAAGAAGAAGCUUCUCCUGUUCCAGAGCCAAUCAUUAAAAAACGUGGACGGAGACCAUCAAAAGAGUCAAAGCCCAAACGACAAUUACGUAAUGUAACUGAAGUCCAUAGCGAACUGGAAUCUUCAGGUUUAAGUGAUGUAAACAGCGAAGAUGAAGAGGAACUUAAAAAGGACACUGAGAAUGAAAAGAUCAAGAAGGAUGUGGAUAAAGAAAGUGAGUCCGAUGAAGAACAAGACGCCGAAGAGGAAGGACUGGGACAAGGGGAACUGGAGCUGGAAGGAGAAAAGGAGUCUGAAGGCGACGAAGAAAAAGAAGAAGAAGAAGAGGAGCCACAACACGAGGAAAUAAAAGUGCUGGCGCGUGGAUCAGGAAGAGGAAGAGGUCGAGGGAGAGGUCGUGGAAGAGGUCGCGGUAGAGGGAGAGGUAGAGGAGGAAUAACAAGGAGAAGUUCGAUUGAAAGAUCGUCCCCUAUUCCCAAGAAAAGAACUCGAUCAACUGUGGAUGUGGAAGAUAAUCCUCCAUCUCCUCCUGCUUCAAAGAAGAGACCUACUCGAACCACGUCACCAGUGUCGCCACCUCCUAGAAGAAGAACUAGAUCAGAAGUUCAUAUUGAAGUAGAAGACCACAGCGAGGAAGAAAAAGAUCGAAAAGAGCACGAGGGCGAUGAUCGUGGCGACGGCGAAGUUGAAGAGGCGGAAGAUAAUGACGAACUGUCGGAAGAGAAAUGGGAGGAACCAGAGACCAGGAAACCCCUGGGUAGAGGACGUUCGGUGAGGACUAGGGGUAGUCGUGGUGGGUCUGUUCGUCGUGGAAGAGGAAGGGGACGAGGAAGGAAAUAG
Messenger RNA from Hemisphaericaspora subhashii, 1326 nucleotides. It is a transcript of the gene EAF7, whose product is annotated as Eaf7p. The record is from RefSeq and is a predicted model, not a curated record. Lineage: Eukaryota; Fungi; Ascomycota; Pichiomycetes; Serinales; Debaryomycetaceae. Gene Ontology annotation, biological process: regulation of transcription by RNA polymerase II. The coding region runs from base 1 to 1326 and encodes 441 amino acids. The transcript has a single exon. Gene Ontology annotation, cellular component: nucleus; NuA4 histone acetyltransferase complex.